Messenger RNA from Ictalurus furcatus (blue catfish), 3641 nucleotides. RefSeq names its product ST3 beta-galactoside alpha-2,3-sialyltransferase 3b (gene st3gal3b). Lineage: Eukaryota; Metazoa; Chordata; Actinopteri; Siluriformes; Ictaluridae. The coding region runs from base 1699 to 2913 and encodes 404 amino acids. The transcript is spliced from 13 exons. Gene Ontology annotation, molecular function: sialyltransferase activity. The record is from RefSeq and is a predicted model, not a curated record.
GACGUGCAAACACAGCUCUUCCCCUGAUCUCCUGGCUCGGAUGUAGGACGGAGGUUCAGGGUUCGGGUUACUUCUCUGAUUUAAUAUUUGUCGAUCGGUCUCUACAGAUACAGGCACAUACGGACUGGAGCCUUCUGAGCAAACGAUUUCAUCACAGGGAAAGGGGGUGUUGAUCAAUAUUCUGCUAGUUGACCCUCGCUAUCGCUUAGUGGCUGAGUGAAAAGUCAACACACUAUUUCUCAAAUAAAAAAUAAAGAAGUAAAACCAGCUGCGUUAUUUUGUACGUCAUCAGUAGGCUUGAUAUACAGUAAAUAUCUCUUGAUGUCACGUUUAUAUUAUAACGUAAUUAUCGUACGGGGUGUCCGAGACGUCAGGAAGCAACGAGAGUAAGACUGCUUAUGCCUAAUUUUGGAUUUAUUAUUUACAACAGAGGUGACCAACCCUGUUCCUGGAGAUCUAGCUUCCUGAAGGUAGCGAAAGCUGAAAGCCUCUCUGAGAUACUCAUUAAAAAAAAUGCACUAGCUGUGCAUUAUAAUACUAUUAGCUAGUGAAACUGGCGGGUGGGGAAAAAAAAAUGCAAAAGUAGUCAUGUGAAUGAAAAGGAACCUUGAUUUCACUGAAGUCUGGCUGAAGUCUGUGUUAUUUAAAGGGACCAUGUGAGAGAAACACUGAAUGACUGUGUCAAAAAAGGAGGCAAGGGUUCCAGAUUGAGCGUUUUACCUCCGCUGACUAUUACCCUGUAGUAACACAGAUAACUUUAGCUGCUUGUAGGAAAGUCCAGACACGCAUACUUAGCAAUAAAUAAAUAAGAUAGACUCAUAAAAGACUUUCCAUUUCACUCAGACCUUCAGGUUGGGAAUACGCUCUCUGCCAGCGCGAACAAGGCUGCAGUACGAUUUGAUAAGGUUCGUCACGUCGCCUCGUUGAUUUUUAAAAUUUUUUGGCGAAUUUUUCCACAAGGAGACGUUUAUUUUAACGUGUACGGAAGGAGUCUCCGCUGUCGUCGCUUACCGUUACAGGUAAAACUGUAACUUUUCCCACACAUAACAAGCUGUGUUUUAGAGAGAGAGAGAGAACAUCACACAACAUCACCACGACAUGACAGCGUAAGUAUAAACGGAUAAAAAGUAAGCGGUCUUGUUCUGGAGGCGGUGUAACGUCGUAACCACGUAUAGAAACGCCGUCAGAAACACCCGGGUGUUGAUCGUUUUCCUGUACAAUCAUGUGAUUGUGUAUAAAUGAAAGUUGGAAAUGGUUUGAAUGAACGGAGGAAGGUUGUAAAGUCUCAAAAGGUGUGUGUGUGUCUGUGUGUGUGUGUGUGUGUGUAAAAACUACAGUCUCUGGUAGGGUUACAUGGUUUUGAGAAAGAUCUGGCAACCCUACUCCAUCUCCAUUAGUGCGUUUUAGAAAAAUGGGAGGGGGUUUUCUGAAACACACACACACAGACACACACACACACACACACAUCCCUAGACUGAGCUGUAGCUGCAGCGUUUGGAGAAAAACAUGGAGGUUGUAGGAGGAGGGAUAAACAUGCCAUCGGUCAGGCUAUUUUUCUGAGCUUUCCGAGGACUGAGGAAGUAGAAAGCAGGUAAACAACACCGCAGCAACAACAACAACAACAACAAAAAAGGGAAAAGAAAAGAAAAAAAUCUCUUAAACCUUAAAGCAGAUCUGUGUGUCGAGGCGAAGCAGCAGAUGGUGCCAUGUGAAUGCCUGAUGAUCAUGAAGGUCUCACACAAGCUGCUGUUUGCUCUGUGCCCAAUGCUGGUCCUGGUCUUCAUCUACUACUCCUCCGGGAAGCUUACUCUCCACAUAUGGGGAUACAAAUCACGACCAAACGGACCAGAGCGCUACGGAACCACUAACCAUUUCAUCAGAACUUCUUUUCACAUGAUUGAGCCAGAAACGGUGGACAUCGUCUCCAAGGGACAGGUAGUAGACUCAGCAACGCUCGAUAACCAGGGCUUUCUUCUGACGCUGGACGCAAAGCUCCCGGUGGAGUUGAUGCACAGGUAUGAGAACCUCAGCACUGGAGCCUGUAAACCCGGCUACGCCGCCGCCAAGAUGACCGCCAUCUUCCCAAAGUUUGUUAAGCCGGCCCCUAUGUUCCUUGACCGGAACUUUAAGCGCUUAGCGAAAGUCAACAACUAUUUACCUCCGUUUGGAUUGAAAACACAAGAACGAAUCAUAGACGCGAUAUUAACGGCUACGAAGACGUAUGGACUCAAUCCAGAACUUGACCGAUUGAGCUGUAAACGAUGUAUAAUAGUGGGUAAUGGUGGAAUCCUGGCCAAUAAGUCUCUGGGCUCGCGUAUCGAUGAAUACGACAUUGUGGUGAGGUUAAACGAGGCUCCGGUGAGCGGGUAUACACGAGACGUCGGUUCCAAAACCACCAUGAGAAUAACGUACCCCGAGGGAGCCUUCCAGACUCCGGAACGCUACGAGAAAGACUCCCUGUUCGUCUUCUCCGCCUUCAAACCUCUCGACUUUAAAUGGCUGAGGCACAUGAUCUUCCGAGAGAAAUUGCGCGGUUCAGAGGGCUUCUGGAAGUCUGUGGCCCAGUAUGUGCCUAGGGAACCAUCCGAGAUGAGAAUUCUCAACCCUUUCUUCAUCCAAGAAGCUGCUUUCCAGUUCAUCGGCCUGCCGCUGAACAACGGCCUCAUGGGUAAAGGGAACAUCCCAACACUUGGUACUGUUGCCAUAACGAUGGCCCUGCAUAACUGCGACGAGGUUGCUGUUGCUGGAUUCGGCUAUGACAUGAACACCCCUCAUGCACCCUUACACUACUACGAGACAGUCAAAAUGUCUGCCAUCAAAGAGUCCUGGACUCACGACAUCUCCAAGGAGAAGGAGUUUCUUCAGAAGCUGGUGAAGGCCAACGUCAUCACAGACUUGACGAAAGGGAUCUGAUUUGUUCCGGCGCGAACGCUUUUUUACCUCAGAGCAGAGAACCCGAGGAUGCUGGGAAACCCGGAUGAGAUUUGUACGGCGUACGGCUGCAGAAGUAAAAAAAAGGUAUAAGUGAUGCUACCACGAUACGAAAGCAAGUACGUGCCUUCCGACCGAGACGCCUCCUCCGUCCCGGAGUCCGUCCUGAACAUCUGGAGAGACCAGCUUUUUCCGUCCUCGAUUUUACGAUUCGAGACGGACGUAAUCAGAGACCCGAGAGGCGGCGAACAGGAACUGCGCUCGGCGCAAGAAACUAGACUGAUCGUGCCUCUUUGUACGUACCUCUUUGGGAGGAGACGGCUCUCCUCUACAGUACGAAUGUAUUCACUGUGUAAAGUCCAGUGUUUUAUCAUCAUGCCUUUUAUUUUGUUUUCCGUUCACUCUGCGCCGUCCACAUCACCGGAAGGUCAGAGGUCAAGCCUUAAGUCAUAUAGUGACACGGAGUGUGUAGUGUUAAGAAUGUACGCUCAUACGGUUUUGUUUUGUUGUUGUUUCUGUUUUGUUUUUUUUUUUAAUUAUUUAUUAAGCCCUCUUUAAUUGGAGAGGAUUUUUAAUGUUUUAUUCUGUUUAACGGAAAGCUUUUUUUUUUGUUUUUAAAUUAUUUCCUUAUUUUAAUUCCUAGAUUUUUUUUUUUCCGCUUAAUUACGUUUUGUACUCUCUGUCACCUUUUUUUUUUUUUUCCUCCCCCA